CGCAAACAUUGGCAACCAAAUCUCACAAGCGCCUAGAAAAGACAAAGUUCUCCAUGAUUUCAGAUUCAAAGAUAAGCUAAUAAUUGUCUCUCACACAUAUAAAAUAAUGAGCUUGAAGGGCAAGCAGGAGAUAUUCUCUCUGGCUUUAACUUUAUGCAAACUUCUCCGCCAUGGAGCAGAACUCUUUUUGUCUUUUGUGUGCUUGAUCUCGUUCUCACGGACAUCUGGUUCGAGUCAGACACAGGCAGGUCUCUCCCUCUCUUUCUCUCUCUCAGUUGCCUCGCUUUCUUGUUCGAUUGUUCUUGAAGCUCUUUGGCUGUCUCUGCUAAGCCAGAACCCAUAAAGAAAGCAAGAAAAAAGAGAGAAUGAAUCCAUAUUGGGCUUUCAUCGUUGAGAGCAAGCUUCUUGUUUUUCUACUGUCUCGUGAUCUUAUAUGAUGGGUGUUCGAAAUCGUGUCCAGGAGCUCUGAAGAGAGCUUGGGACAGCCUGCACAUGCUUUUGCACCCAACACCCGAGGAGGAGGAGGAGGAGGAGGAGAAGGAUUUGACUAGGCUUUGUUUCUCAUGUCAAUGUCCGAGGAAUCCCAAGUUUCGAGUGUCGGAUUUGACCCGCUUUUGAGCGGCUUGAAUGAGAAGAAGCAGAGUUUUAGGCGCAACGUGCUCUGUUUAGCAUCGGAGCUGAGGGACGUCCGAAGCCGUCUCGCGUUUCAAGAGCAAUCAUUUGCGAGAGAAGCCCUUUCGAGACAGGAAGCAGAGAGCAGGGUGAGGGAGAUGGAGGAGGAAGUGAUUGGAUUACAAAGGACAUUGGAGGAGAAGGAUGGGGAGCUUCAGGCUUCAACUUCUGCUUCUGAGAAGUGUCUCCAGGAAAUGGAUGCUCUUAAAUCACAGAUUGUGAUCACUCAAGCCACCGCAGAUGCUAGUGCUGCAUCAGCACAAUCAGCACAGCUUCAGUGCCUUGCCCUCUUAAAAGAAUUAGACGAGAAGAACUGUUCUUUAAAGGAGAAUGAGGACCGUGUUAAUAGGUUAGGUGAGCUAUUAAAUAACCUGCAGAAGGAUCUUCAAGCGAGGGAGUACUCACAAAAGCAGCUGAGGGAGGAAGUUACGAAGACCGAGCGUGAUAUUAUGGAAGCUCUUGCUAAAUCAGACUUAAGCAAGGACUCUGAACUGAGAAAAUUACUAGAUGUGGUAUCUCCAAAGAACAUCGAGAAUAUUAACAAACUUUUGGUGGUUAAGGAUGAAGAAAUAGGAAAGCUGAGGGAUGAGAUCAGGAUCAUGUCCACUCAUUGGAAGCUCAAGGCAAAGGAUUUGGAAUCACAGCUGGAGAAGCAGCGGAGAGUGGAUCAGGAGCUGAAGAAACGGGUGUUGAAGCUGGAAUUCUGUCUCCAGGAAUCCCGUUCCCAGACGCGGAAACUUCAACGGAUGGGAGAUCGGAGAGACAAAGCGCUCAAAGAUCUCAAGGAGCAAUUAAUGACGGAGCUGCACCAAAAGAGCGGUCCAAGCGGCGACAGCAAACGGAACUUCUGGGAGUCCCCCGGCUUCAAGAUAGUGGUUUCCAUGUCCAUGGUGAUCCUGGUAGUUUUCUCUAAGCGGUAAAAAUUGUCACAGAGAGAGUUCACUUGUAAAAAGGCAAAAGCGAAAAAGGGAAAAGGAUAUAACAGUUGCUGUUUUGCUCAUUUCCUUGCAGCACUGGCCAAUGCAUUUUUGUAGUUCAUAGCGAGUAUUCUAGGACGUUGAUCAUGUCUUUGGAUCGUGCCGGUGAUCCACACAGAGACUUGUUGCACAUAUGGUUAUGCUUAUGGUUAGGGCGCAGCUAGUCCAGUUGGACGAGGGCCAUGCAGACUUUCACGGAGGCUCUCUCUCCCUCAUCUUUAAUAAUUUUUUAAUCAUUGAAUGCUUUUGAAAA
Eucalyptus grandis is the source of this 1902-nucleotide messenger RNA. Its product is annotated as nuclear envelope-associated protein 2. The coding region runs from base 564 to 1592 and encodes 342 amino acids. Lineage: Eukaryota; Viridiplantae; Streptophyta; Magnoliopsida; Myrtales; Myrtaceae. The transcript is spliced from 6 exons. The record is from RefSeq and is a predicted model, not a curated record.